AUGUUUACGCCGGUUUCGUCUCAAGCACAGGCAUUUGUGCCUGCCCAGGCAGUUUACAACCACUUCCGCGGAACAGCACCGCGAGGUGGACAUCGAGUUGAUGCUAUACCCUUGUACGGUGCACAUGGUCAGCCCCUUCCUCCACCGCAAGUAGCACAUCACGCACCCGAUGGGCCUCUCCCACCUCCCCAAAGCUUAUACCCCCCCCAUGCAUACGCAAGGCCGCCAGUCGAUGACCGCCCUCCACCACCACAUCUACAGCACCCGCAAAUGCCACCUGAUCAUAGAUCCCCGGUAGCGUCUCGCGAUUCAAGGGACGGGUAUCCCAGCUAUUCUGAAUCGACAACGCUUCCUCCCGUAUCAGCCGCUCUUUCUGGGCCCACCACAUAUUCUAGCCAUACAGCUCAAUCGCCAUACGACCGACGUUCGUCAUCUCAUUCGCAAUAUUCGCUCGAACACCGGCAUUCCACUUCUCCGCAUGGUUCUUCUCCAAGUCUUCCGUUCCCACCACCCCUCCAGCAACAGCAUCCGGCACCUUCUCUCCCAACUCGAACACCCCCGCCAGGCCAACCAGGGGGCACUUCGGGCAGUCGUGGCCUCAGUGUAAGAGAAAUGCUAGGACCAGAUACGCAGGGCACGAGAAGCUCAACUGAUAGUGACAUGCUCAACGCCCUAAAUCGAAGAGUUUGA
Paracoccidioides lutzii Pb01 is the source of this 690-nucleotide messenger RNA. RefSeq lists its product as hypothetical. The transcript is spliced from 2 exons. The coding region runs from base 1 to 690 and encodes 229 amino acids. The record is from RefSeq and is a predicted model, not a curated record.